AUCAACGAAACAAAACACAGUCACAAAGAUAUUAUCGAAACGGCGCCGUUCCUUGGCAAAACAAUCAAAGAGAAAAACCUCAUCUUCCAAUCCCGUUCUCCAGAAAAACCUCCCCUGCUUGCUUCCCUAAUCGCCGCUGAACUUCGACGGCGAGAACCCAGUUAGCCCCAUAUAUGGCCUCCAGUUGAUUUGGAACGAGAUUUCCAGUCACCUAGACUGUUCAUUACUUAUCUCAUUAUCUGAUUUUGCCAAUUCAGACUCAGGAAAUAUGAAUGUCAUAUGCUACAGUGCCGUUACAAAACCAAACUUUUUGCUUGUACAUUGCGAGUUAUCUGCCCUUGCAUUCUGCAGACCUCAACUUAUUUCAGCUUCGAAUUUAUGUAUAUUACAUCACUAUGAGAAGAACAGCUCAAUAAUGAGGCUACGCUGCUCUGCUGCGGGUAGAACACUUUCAUCCAGAGCUGUAGAUUUUAAAUCGCCCAAGUCUAAAACUGUUAAUGGCAGUCAAAGACAGAAAAGUGCUGCAUCCUUGUAUACUCAUCCUAGUUUGUUAGAAAUGAAGAAUGAAAGGGCAGCAAACCGUGCACGUGUUUAUGAAUUCUUGAGAGGCAUUGGUAUUAUACCCGAUGAGCUUGAUGGAUUAGAGCUUCCUGUCUCUGCUGAAGUUAUGCGAGAGCGUGUGGAUUUCCUUCACCAACUGGGACUUACAAUUGAAGACAUCAAUAAUUACCCCCUGGUUUUGGGCUGCAGUGUGAAGAAGAAUAUGAUUCCUGUCCUUGAUUACCUUGGCAAAUUGGGUGUUAGAAAAUCUACAUUCACAGAAUUUUUGCGCAGAUACCCACAAGUCCUCCAUGCCAGUGUUGUAGUGGACCUUGCACCAGUUGUUAAAUAUCUCCAAGGUAUGGACAUUAAACCAAACGAUAUUCCUCGAGUUCUGGAGAAAUAUCCAGAAGUGUUGGGGUUUAAGCUUGAGGGCACAAUGAGUACUUCUGUUGCUUAUCUUGUGGGAAUUGGAGUGGCAAGAAGAGAAAUUGGGGGAGUGUUGACCAGGUAUCCUGAGAUAUUAGGGAUGAGAGUAGGUCGGGUGAUCAAACCUUUCGUGGAAUAUCUCGAGAGUUUAGGAAUUCCAAUAUUAGCCGUGGCAAGGUUGAUUGAGAAAGAUCCCCACAUUCUUGGAUUUGGGCUAGAAGAUAGAGUGAAACCAAAUGUGCAAUCUCUCCUACAGUUCAAUGUCAGGCAAACAUCACUCGCUUCAGUCAUUGCCCAAUAUCCUGCCAUUUUAGGAAUGAAUCUUGAGGAAAAGCUGCAAACUCAACAAAGUUUUCUCAAUUCCCUUCUGGAUAUAAGCUCCGAGGACUUUGGUAGAGUUGUCGAGAAGAUGCCACAGGCUGUGAGCCUCAACAACUCCCCAACACGGAAGCAUGUCGAUUUCCUCAAGGCAUGCGGUUUUUCCUCAGAACAACUGAAAAAGAUGGUCGUCGGGUGCCCCCAAUUACUCGCCUUGAAUAUUGACAUCAUGAAACAAAGCUUUGAUUACUUCAAAACCAAGAUGGAGAGGCCAUUGGAGGACUUGGUUGAUUUCCCCGCGUUCUUCACAUACAGCCUCGAGUCCACCAUAAAACCCAGACACCGAAGGAUUGCAGCAAAGGGCUUAAAGUGUUCUCUCGCAUGGAUGCUCAACUGCUCAGACGCGAAAUUCAAGGACCGGAUGCAUUAUGACUCCAUUGACAUGGAAGAGAUGGAAUCGAGUCCUUCCUCCUUUGACAUGAACAGCCUGAUGCAACCCAGAAGCUAUGAUUCAGAAUCUGAGUAUGAUGAAGAUGACAGUGACACUGAUUAGUACAGACUAUAAUGUUUGAUCAGUGCAUAAACUUAUUCUGUACAAUAUAUUCAAUUAUGUUAUGUACCAUUUUAGAAAUAUAUGCAACCUAGCACUAGCUGAUUCUUCAUA
Ipomoea triloba (trilobed morning glory) is the source of this 1951-nucleotide messenger RNA. Its product is annotated as transcription termination factor MTERF4, chloroplastic. Gene Ontology annotation, molecular function: double-stranded DNA binding. NCBI's taxonomy places the organism in Eukaryota, Viridiplantae, Streptophyta, Magnoliopsida, Solanales, Convolvulaceae. Bases 269 to 1840 code for a protein of 523 amino acids. The transcript is spliced from 2 exons. Gene Ontology annotation, biological process: regulation of DNA-templated transcription. The record is from RefSeq and is a predicted model, not a curated record.